This is a messenger RNA of Naumovozyma dairenensis CBS 421, 858 nucleotides long. RefSeq names its product Rrp1p (gene RRP1). The transcript has a single exon. The record is from RefSeq and is a predicted model, not a curated record. NCBI's taxonomy places the organism in Eukaryota, Fungi, Ascomycota, Saccharomycetes, Saccharomycetales, Saccharomycetaceae. Gene Ontology annotation, cellular component: nucleus; preribosome, small subunit precursor; preribosome, large subunit precursor. The coding region runs from base 1 to 858 and encodes 285 amino acids. Gene Ontology annotation, biological process: rRNA processing.
AUGAAUACUUCAACUUUUGUGAAACAGCUAUCAUCAAAUAACAGAGUUGUUAGAGAAAAAUCAUUAGAAGCAUUAGAAAAAGUUUUGGUAACUGAAAAAUGUUUAAAAACUUUCAAACAAUCUCAAUUUAAUAAAUUAUGGAAGGGUCUUUAUUUUGCCAUGUGGUUUAGUGAUCGUCCAAGACCUCAACAAAGAUUAGCUAAUAAGCUUGGUGAAUUAUAUCAAUUAUAUUUCAAUAAAAAGGAUAAUGAAAAUUACAAAGAUGAUUUAAGUAUAAACGAUGAAGCAUUUGUCAAAUUUUCUAAGGCAUUUUGGAAAGUCUUAUGUUUAGAAUGGUACAAUAUUGAUCGUUUCAGAAUGGAUAAGUAUCUUUUAUUGGUCAGAAGAGUCUUUUUUAGCCAAAUUAAAUAUCUAAAGUUGAGAGAAUGGAAUGAAAAACUAGUAAAUGAGUUUAUUGAAACUGUUUUGAAAGAUUUACCAUUAAGUGGAUCACCAAAAGUUUACAGUGGUAUCCCGUUCCAUAUAAUCGAUAUCGUUUUAGAUGAAUGGGAAAGGUUAUUUACUGAGAAAAAUGAUGAAAUUGAGGAUAAUGAAGAUGAAGAAGAAGAGAAACAGGAGACAGAGUUAAUAGAAUUGGUAAAAAACUCACCUUUAAAAGAUUUUAUAAGUAUAUUCCAGGACCUAGCGUCUAACAUGACGAAUAGCAAGAUUCUAAGAGACAAGAUUAAAGAAGAUUUGUUAGCAGAUGAACGCUUAGUGAAAUGGGCUGUUAUUGAACGAGAGGAAGUUGAAAAGAUUUCUGCUUCAAAGGGAGCUACUAGUAGUAAACUUGAAGAUGAAGAAUGGCACGGGUUUUAA